Jatropha curcas is the source of this 1451-nucleotide messenger RNA. RefSeq names its product glutamine synthetase nodule isozyme. The record is from RefSeq and is a predicted model, not a curated record. Gene Ontology annotation, cellular component: cytoplasm. NCBI's taxonomy places the organism in Eukaryota, Viridiplantae, Streptophyta, Magnoliopsida, Malpighiales, Euphorbiaceae. Gene Ontology annotation, molecular function: glutamine synthetase activity.
CAUCGAAAUAAUUUACCGGCCUAGAUGCAUUAUAUAUAUACAGAGAGAAAUAACAAGUGAGUAGCCAUUUGAUACCCUCCUUCCUGUCUUCCCUUCUCCCAGAACAUAUAAUCUUCUCUGUAUCUCUCUGAAAGAUAUCAUUACCGAUCGUUUAUUGGUGAAAAUGUCUCUUCUAUCGGAUCUUAUCAACUUGAACCUUUCUGAUACAACUGAGAAAAUUAUUGCAGAAUAUAUAUGGAUCGGUGGAUCUGGUCUGGACAUUCGAAGCAAAGCUAGAACUCUUAAUGAACCUGUAAGUGAUCCCCAAAACCUUCCAAAAUGGAACUAUGAUGGUUCAAGCACAGGCCAAGCACCUGGAGAUGAUAGUGAAGUCAUCUUAUACCCACAAGCAAUAUUCAGGGACCCAUUUAGAAGGGGUAACAGCAUCCUGGUGAUGUGUGAUGCUUAUACACCAAGUGGGGAGCCAAUUCCAACAAACAAGAGAUAUAAUGCUGCAAAAAUUUUUAGCCAUCCAGAUGUUGUUGCUGAGGAACCCUGGUAUGGGAUAGAACAGGAGUACACCUUGUUGCAAAAAGAAACCAGAUGGCCACUUGGGUGGCCAACAGGUGGUUACCCUGGACCUCAGGGCCCUUAUUACUGUGGUGUUGGUGCUGAUAAGGCCUUUGGCCGUAACAUUGUUGAUUCUCAUUACAAAGCAUGUCUUCAUGCCGGGAUUAACAUUUCUGGGGUCAAUGGAGAAGUUAUGCCUGGCCAGUGGGAAUUCCAAGUGGGCCCUGCUGUUGGUAUCUCUGCUGGAGAUGAGGUUUGGAUGGCUCGUUAUAUUCUUGAGAGGAUUACAGAGAUUGCUGGAGCAGUUCUUUCCUUAGACCCAAAACCUGUUCAGGGUGAUUGGAAUGGAGCUGGUGCUCACGUAAAUUACAGCACCAAGUCCAUGAGAGCUGAUGACGGUUAUGAAAUAAUCAAAAAGGCCAUUGAAAAGCUUGGAUUAAGGCACAAGGAACAUAUUGCUGCUUAUGGUGAAGGCAAUGAGCGCCGUCUAACUGGACUUCAUGAAACUGCUGACAUCAACAAAUUCAUAUGGGGUGUGGCAAAUCGUGGAGCUUCGGUUAGAGUUGGUAGGCAAACAGAGAAAGCUGGGAAAGGUUACUUUGAGGAUAGAAGGCCUGCUUCAAAUAUGGACCCUUACACAGUCACCUCCAUGAUUGCAGAGACAACCAUCCUCUGGCAAGCUUAAUGAAGAGACUAUACUAUUUUUCUGGUUUGCGAUUGAAAUUAUGAGUUGUUUUUGCCAUUUCCUUGUAGGGGAAACUUUAGCUCCCUUUUGGUUCAGCCAUGAAACUGCAUUUUCCUGUUUCAUUAGUUGUAGCGCUAUUUUCAGAUGCCAAGUAUUUUCUCCUCCUUUUGCCUACUAUUUUAGAUGAUAAUAAUAUAAUGCAGAUUAGAAUUGGAUA